AUGAGAUCGUCUAGCCAUGUUUUGCAGGGUCCAAGGCCUACGCCUCUGACAAUAAGCAGGAGUUCCGCAAAGAUUACGAAGAUUAAGCAGCGUGCCCCGCCGCCCAUCGUGGUUUAUCUCCGGUCGCCAAAGAUCAUCCACGUGCGGCCUGAGGAGUUCAUGAGCCUUGUUCAGCAACUCACUGGAAACCAUCCGAAAAUUUCAGCCUCCAGUGCUACUAGAAAUAUUGAGGGCCAAAACAAGUUUUAUGGAGAGGAAUUUACUUCACGUGUUAAUGAAGUGUCCAAAAGAAUGUCCUCUUCGGGGUUUGAUCAUCAUGAUUAUUCUUCUGGUUAUUCUUUAGACAUUCACAUGUGCUAG
Morus notabilis is the source of this 360-nucleotide messenger RNA. Its product is annotated as nuclear speckle RNA-binding protein B. The transcript has a single exon. Bases 1 to 360 code for a protein of 119 amino acids. NCBI's taxonomy places the organism in Eukaryota, Viridiplantae, Streptophyta, Magnoliopsida, Rosales, Moraceae. Gene Ontology annotation, cellular component: nucleus. The record is from RefSeq and is a predicted model, not a curated record.